ACAAGGUUGUAAAGGUAUUGAUACAGAAAGUCCUCGAUUUUAUAAUAUUUUUAGUGUGACUACAAAUGAUCAAUUUGAAGAUUGUAUUGUUCAAGUGUUUUUAAGAAAGCCUCCAGAGAAUUGGGUUUAUAUAGAAGAAGGAUUAGAGGGUGAUAUAUUGAUGCUAUUUGAGCUUAAUUUUACCCAUAUUAAAUUUGUUUUAGAGGCAGUAGAGACUAGUGUUCAAGAAUCUUUUUGCCAAAAUUUAAAUGCAUUUGAUCUUCUUAUGAAAAAUUCACAAAAUAUUCAUCUCCCUGAAUUAAAAAAAGAGAAUACUUGCAGAGACUUACUUUAUAAUAAUAUCAUUCGCUUAUUUCAAAAUAAAGAAUAUCAGCAAAACCUAAAUUAUAAUCUUUUUUACGAUACUGGAAAACAUGCUAAAUCUAAUCUUAAACAUGAUAAACUUGAGCAACUAGCUUCAUCAUUAGAACUAUCAGUAGUACAACCAUAG
Racocetra persica is the source of this 490-nucleotide messenger RNA. The record is from the annotation of a GenBank genome assembly. Lineage: Eukaryota; Fungi; Glomeromycota; Glomeromycetes; Diversisporales; Gigasporaceae.